AUGCCCAAGCCGGUAACCAAGAAGCACCUGACUCCUCAGGAGAUCGUGGAGAUAUGUGCUUGCCUGAGGAACAUGAGGGGUCAGGGAACCCUGACAGAGAAGGAAACGCUUCUGGUUUUGCAUGUGUACAUGCAGUUGAAAUUGGCACACUUGGAGAACCGGAGGAAGUCCAAGGGCAAGCGCUCGAAUGGCCAGGUCGAUGAACGUGCUGCUAAGCAGUUGGGGGUUGGCCUCAGCACUGUGCGUCGGAAGUAUGCAAUGCUCAACAAGCUGUUGCGAGAGCACGGCAUAGAUGUGUAUCUCGAUGAAUCAUGCAUUGACAGGAACUACAACAGCAACAGAGACUCCCUGUAUGACCCCAACGACGGUCAAGACAUGCACAGUCAUCGCAAGAUCAAGCGGGGUCGGCGCUACUGCUUUGCCCUCGCAGUUCAGGGCCCGGAUCCGCGCGUGUGCACCGUCAGUGACCGCAACGACCGCGCCCUCGCCGGUCCUGUUCCAGGCACGAGCUGGAUCUUCGACCCUGGCAGCGCACUGCAGCGUGAGCGGCGACAACAACAACAGCAGCAACAACAACAACAACAACAACAACAACAACAACAACAACAACAACAACAACAACAACAACAACAACAACAACAACAACAACAACAACAACAACAACAACAGCAGCAGCAACAACAACAACAACAACAACAACAACAACAACAACAGCAACAGCAGCAACAGCAGCAGCAGCAGCAAGCACCACCACCUCCUCCUCCGCAACCAUCAUCGUCACUUCAACCCCAAACACGAAUGUUUGUCUGGGAAUCAUGA
Salpingoeca rosetta is the source of this 819-nucleotide messenger RNA. RefSeq lists its product as uncharacterized. NCBI's taxonomy places the organism in Eukaryota, Choanoflagellata, Craspedida, Salpingoecidae. Gene Ontology annotation, biological process: positive regulation of transcription by RNA polymerase II. The record is from RefSeq and is a predicted model, not a curated record. The transcript is spliced from 4 exons. Gene Ontology annotation, cellular component: mediator complex; transcription regulator complex. Bases 1 to 819 code for a protein of 272 amino acids.